Messenger RNA from Hymenoscyphus albidus, 3036 nucleotides. NCBI's taxonomy places the organism in Eukaryota, Fungi, Ascomycota, Leotiomycetes, Helotiales, Helotiaceae. The record is from the annotation of a GenBank genome assembly.
CUUCAAAGCCCUUUCAUGAUAGCUUCAUUUGGCAACAGAAUCAGAAGUCCAAAAUGACCUCAAAGGCGUAUGCCCAAAGUGCUUUUUUUACCUCGACCACGCCUGAGGCCUCCGAUGCCGCCUCCGCGAAGCGCAAGCGUAUCAGCGUCUACGACGCGGUGGCAGGUAUGUUAUCCGCCUCUUGUACCAUUUGAGCCUCAUUGAUAUUCCAUAGGCCGUAUAUCAGCACAUGGAAGCUUCAUACCCAAACAUCCGGUAGUUGCGUCCACAGUCGAUACUGUUCCGUCUUUCACCACUGCAUCAGCUCCCGAAGAAGUUCUCUUCCGUCGGAAAAACGCGCCAACACGAUUCGCUGAACACGAUAUCUACUUUGCCAACGAUCGUGACGUUCAAGCUAACGAUUUACCGGAAUCAGAUCUGUUGAAGGCUCUCCAUGCCUAUACGUCUGAUUUCUACUCCCGUGCUUCUCCAGAUGGCGGUUCUAUAGACUGGAGGAGUUUGGAUGAGACCGCCUUGAUAGCUCUGGGCAUCUUGAUGGAAGAAGCCUCCCAUCUCGCAAAAACAUCAGAUUUGGCUCUGACUGAAGGAGAAACUGUCGGAUUGCCCGCUCAAUCGGCAAAAAGCGAUAGCCGUCUCCAUGAGACGAUAACGGCGCCGCCUGGGCCACCAGAGAGGUCAAAGAAGAAAAGGCGAAUUGAUAUAGAUGGAGUCAUCGAUUAGAUUCAUGCCUUCGAGAUUUGACUCAGCCCAAGGCAUAUUGGCUCUAUUUCGACCCCGGAUACUGGGUCGUUGGGACCUUUUUUUACUUUUGCUCCGUGGAAGUCACUUGACAAUCCAAUUCUUGAUCAGAUUCUAUAUCGUUGCUGUCUUCCCUCCUUGUCACAACAACGGUCACCAGUCACCCGCGCCACUUUGAACCUAUGGUGGCUUUGCAUCUGUUCCAGACACGAUGAUUCAAUUCUAUCAUUUUCUACUCCGUAUGGUUAAAUGAUGAAAUUCGAGCUUUGAGGUAAGCUUACAUGGGUAUUUACCGUCACGAGAACCCGAACUUACCAGUCGAAUAUAGCAACUCAAGGAUCAAUACAGUUCAAGGACUUGCAUCGAAAAUUUAAAACCGAACUUUGAUCAAAAAAUACACAAGGAGUGUGUUACUUCGUACUACGUAGUACAUGACGUGUGUUCAGGAACAAACGUCGAACUUCUUUGGGGAUUUUAGAGUUAAGAGGUUCGGCUCGCUAUCGUCAAUUGCCACAAAAUAAGACCGAUUCUACAGUACUGUACUGCACACGUUCCAUCGUCUGACCACAUGGGCAACGUGGCUCUUAGUGGCCCUAGCCUUCCAGACGAUAGGACUGAGAUUGACUUUUUGUCCCUGGACUCACUAAGGUCUAGGUUCGUUGAUUUUUGGACUCCGAUGACUGUUCCCUUGAACUGUUGAACACCGUAUCAGAAAGCAUGUUCACGAAGUACAAAGUACAAGUAUGUGGUACUGAAUAUGGGACAAAAAAGCCUGGUCGUGUAUUACAAGUCCUGAUGUCAAGAUGAUAUCUUGGUGGCGGUUGUGGCUGGUAUCUACAAAAUCGUAACACUUCAGAUUUCACGGCUGUAGUCGGACAGCCGCAUGAUGGCCACUCUUCCCUUGGUCAUGUGUGCUAAUGAUCGCCUUUCUUAGUGUCCCGAGAAGGCAUGUUUAGAGUUUGAAGACGAACUGUCACUGUUUGUUAAAUUAAACCGGGCCCAUCAUAUUGUGGAACCGGAGAAAGCUAUCACACACGCAUAAGUCUGAAGACUUGUUUAUGCAAAGAAGAAAAACUCCUCGGGAAACUGUCAGAUUCAGAACGCAGAUGGACGAUCGCAGAAAUAGAAUGAAACUCUUCACUGGAGACCUUAAAAGGCGAUCUUAAGUCGGUGCCAAACCAUCGUUCAAGAUCUCAAGAGAGGAUCUUAGUUCGUGCGAAACAAUUAUUCAAAUGGCGGUCAACCAACCCAGCCCAGCCUCAGUUCACGACAACAUUGAAAGUUCACGCGCAAUACUUCAUACUUCUAAUACUUCGUAUCAAGGAAUCAUCACUAGCGUACCAGACACAUUUCUUUGGGGCUUCUGGAAGCUUUUAGGACCGAUAAUAAUUUCGAUUUUCAUUGCACGAACCAAAUUUCUUUCUCCGAAAUUAUGGAGUAACAUUUUAUAUGCCGGCCGCCUCAAAGGUUGAAAAUCUGGAUGUCGAACAUUAUUGCUUAUCGAUAACGUAAAUCCGCAUUGCCUCUAGGCUGGCGGUGAAAUAUAGUUUUAUAAAGGUCUUUAAGCGGCCCCCUCACCUCAGCGGUCAUCGGCGGGGCAUUAAUACUGCAAGUGGGAUUUUAGAUCAAGCGACAUCAUUUUGGGGGAUUUUUUUUAGCCCACCACAAUAAUGCCACUCUUCUCACCGCCUCCGUAAGAAACUGCAUGACGCUUAUCUUCUCUGAGUGUUAACAGGUAGAUCUAGUUGAGGCAGUUUCUCAUGUCACAGAGGUGUUCGCUUGAACGAGACACGAGGUGAAGUUGGAAAAUUUCGCAUUUACUUACGGCUUGUUUGUACUCGUAUGGUGCGUAUUCCAGGCCGUAUAUGCAGCCUGUGAACGAAUUUUAGUAUAAUUCCAGGAACGCCUUUGUGAUUGGGCAUUAUUUUUCCAGCUACGGAAACGACCACUGGAACUACCGCCCCUCCAUUUCGCAAAAUGUUGCUUCCCAUGUGCCGACUGGGCGAAUAAUGGCGAGACCUGUUUUUGAAUUUUGAAUCGCUGAGAAGAAUCUCAAGUGUCUCACUGUCUCUCUUUACGGCAUUCGAUAUAAACACAAAAAGCCUACAACCUCGGCUGCUUACUUUCCCUCCUUGUGAGAUCGCGACGACUUCUUUACGACUCUAUGAAUGCCCCCAGAGUAUUCAGCAGCAGUAUCACUCAGCCCACAAACUGAACCAACUUUUUUGGUGAUCUCAAAAUACACGACAUUCGUACCUGAUGAUUGCGUUUGAAUGUCUUGACAAUCCACUCUUCUAG